AUGGCUUCACGAGCAGGGCCACGAGCUACGGGAACAGAUGGUAGUGACUUCGAACACAGGGAGCGAGUAGCCUCACACUACCAGAUGAGUGUGGCCCUGAAGUCAGAAAUCCGUAAGCUUAACAUCGUCCAUUUGCUGGUCUGGGUGCUGAUGGCAGCUCAGGUGACAGUCAGCCAACUGAGUCUUGUGUCCCACAAAAUGAUCGCCUCACCAUACCAGUGGGAAUACCCGUACCUCCUCAGUGUUAUUCCCACCGCAUUUAGUUUCAUGGCUUUGCCACGUAACAACAUUAGCUACCUGGUUAUUUCCAUGAUAAGCGCCGGGCUUUUCUCAGUGGCACCUCUUAUCUACGGCAGCAUGGAGAUGUUCCCUUUUGCGCAGCAGUUGUAUCGACAUGGCAAAGCCUACCGUUUCAUCUUUGGUUUCUCUGCGGUAUCAGUCAUGUAUCUGGUGAUCGUCAUUUCCGUGCAGGUGCACGGCUGGCAGAUCUACUACAGCAAGAAACUACUGGACCAGUGGUUCACCAGCACACAGGAGAAGAAGAAAAAAUAA
This is a messenger RNA of Nerophis lumbriciformis (worm pipefish), 552 nucleotides long. The record is from RefSeq and is a predicted model, not a curated record. NCBI's taxonomy places the organism in Eukaryota, Metazoa, Chordata, Actinopteri, Syngnathiformes, Syngnathidae.